Molecule: messenger RNA, 4268 nt
Organism: Cheilinus undulatus (humphead wrasse)
Lineage: Eukaryota; Metazoa; Chordata; Actinopteri; Labriformes; Labridae
Gene: tent5aa
Product: terminal nucleotidyltransferase 5Aa
Exons: 2
Coding region: 751-1956 (401 amino acids)
Biological process (GO): mRNA stabilization
Molecular function (GO): RNA binding; poly(A) RNA polymerase activity
Source: RefSeq, a predicted model, not a curated record
AGUGGGCAGGUAACGGUUAACUUCUGCACAAGUGAGAAAAAUAUGUUCGCCUUAACAGAGUUGGGCUAAGCAAGCUGGAUUUCCUGAGCACAUUUUACUUGCAUUAAUUGGAUUAUUUGUUGGCAGCGUAGAGGAGAAAUUAAAAAAAAAAUGUAGGAGCUGUGCGUAAAAAUCCACAAGAUUCCACUGAGGGCUUGAGCGUCGGAGGGAGGAUUGUGCCAAAGUGCGACUUGAGGAGCAGCUUAUUCAUGCAAAUUCAUAAAAUCAUAGGCGUGCCUUUGGGCGAUGGAGUCACAGCCGGAAAAGCAAACCCCCUCCUGGAUCAUCAGCGAGCUUCAAAGACUGUGAUGCGCUGCGCUCGGACGCAUUGACGGCGGCAGCGGAGCAAAUGUUUUAAAGCGCAGGGAAACAGAAGAGAAAGUUAUCGCUCGAUUUCUACACGCUUCUGUUGACUGGAUGCACUUCCUCCUCUACGCGAACACCAGCUUUGACUGCUGCGCCACUGGACCUCCAACCACAGGCUUAUUGCGUUGCACUGUAACGUCCUGUCGAAACUAUCACCACUUGCCUUGGGUCUUUUAUUUUUGAAACUAAGUUUUUGACAAUUUGGACGAAUUCAAACUUGAAGAAACCUCAAACGGAUGACAUUAUCCCUACACUACGCAGAAUAGUUUGUGCGUAAUAUUCGUUCCUUUUUCAGAUUUUUAUUUUAUUUUACAUUGCAUCUGUGAGGACUUUUUACCCUUCACCAUGUCAGAGGACGACAGCAGCUCCACCACCAGCUGUAUGUCUGACACAGAAAGCAGCAACGUGAGCGUCCUCAGCUGGGAGCAAGUGCAGCGGCUGGACGCCAUCCUGACGGAGACCAUCCCCAUCCACGGCCGCGGAAACUUCCCGACUCUGGAAAUGCAGCCGAGGCAGAUCGUUAAAGUUGUGCGCAGUCGGAUGGAGGAGAAACAAAUCCACGUCCGGGACGUUCGGUUAAACGGCUCUGCAGCCAGCCACAUCUUGCACGAGGACAGUGGACUGGGCUUUAAGGAUCUUGACCUCAUAUUUUGCGCAGACAUGAAAGGUGAAAGUGAUUUCCAGACUGUGAAGGACAUAGUUUUGGACUGUCUGCUGGACUUUUUACCCGACUGUGUGAAUAAAGAGAAAAUAACCCCGUUAACGUUAAAGGAGGCCUAUGUGCAGAAGAUGGUGAAGGUGUGCAAUGACUCAGACCGCUGGAGCCUUAUCUCUCUUUCCAACAACCGGGGUAAGAACGUGGAGCUGAAGUUUGUGGACUCUCUCCGGAGGCAGUUUGAGUUCAGCGUGGACUCCUUUCAGAUCAAAUUGGACUCCCUGCUGUUGUUCUACGAGUGCUCAGAGAACCCCAUGGCCGAGACCUUCCACCCCACCAUCAUGGGUGAGAGCGUUUACGGAGACUUCUGCGAAGCCCUGGACCACUUACGCCACAAAAUCAUCUGCACCCGUAACCCAGAGGAGAUCAGAGGUGGGGGUCUGCUGAAGUACUGUCACCUGCUAGUGAGGGGGUUCAGGGCCGCGUCAGAGUCUGAGAUGAAGUCCCUGCAGCGCUACAUGUGCUCACGAUUCUUCAUUGACUUCCCUGACAUCGGAGAGCAGCAGCGCAAGCUGGAGUCCUACCUGCAGAACCACUUUGUGGGCCUGGAGGACCGCAAGUACGACUACCUGAUGACCCUCCAUGGAGUGGUCAACGAGAGUACGGUGUGCCUGAUGGGACAUGAGAGGCGGCAGACCUUAGGGCUCAUAGCCAUGCUGGCAGUACGAGUUCUUGCAGAACAGAACAUCAUCCCCAACGUGGCUAAUGUUACAUGUUACUACCAACCUGCUCCUUAUGUGGCAGAUGGAAACUUCAGUAACUACUACAUAGCCCAGGUACAGCCGGUGUUUGCCUGCCAGCAGCCUGCAUACUCCACCUGGCUGCCCUGUAACUGAGUCAGCCCGGAGCAGAAGAGGGGGGAGUCUGAUUUGUUUAAACAGGAGUAAGCGGCACUCAAACCUGCCCUGUGUUUGACAGCUGACACAAUGCUUGUGUGUUUGUUCAUACUUUUAGUAUGAACACUUGGCUUUCACUACAAGUGUUUGGAUGUGAAUAUCUCAUGUUUGUUGAAAUGCCAACGUCUCCUGAUCCUAACCCGGCCGGCCAGCUGCGGAAAACACUCAUUUGUGCAGCUUGUAAAACAAAAGCUAAAGCAAACGUGCGGCGUCUCGAAUGCAAGCGGCUGAUGUUUCAACCAAACCUGCAUGAGACUGAUUGAAUCUGUCAAGUAUUGAUAAGGCAGCACAUUCCAGCUGAAGACCUAACAGCUCAUCAAGGCUCGUGAUUGAACACCUAAGACUCUGCUGUGCAUCAGCUAAGCUGAGGCGAGAUUCUCUUUAACUAGUUUGGAUAACAAACUGGCAUCUCUGCCUUGCAUUUGGAUAUAAUUAUGGUUGUUUACAGACCAAAGAUUUUUCUCUUUGAUUGUUUCUAACAUAAAAACCCAGUUUUGAUGGGGAAAUAAAAUAUGAAGCUAUGUCUAUUUGUAUAUGUGAACAUAUUUGUGUUUUUAAGUGCCUAUGCCUCUCAGUGAGCAGAGAAAAGAAUGAGCAGACCAAGUUAUUUGUGAAAAAGCCCCAAUCUGUUUAUUCUCAUGACAACAGCACCCCAGAGGCUUGUGAAUGUAUAUGUAAAACCAUGCACAUGUCAGUGUUUGUGAACAUUUGGAUGGGAGAGAGCACCAUGUGUGUGUUAGGAUUUAGCAGUAAAAUAGCUUUCAAAUGUUACUGUUUCACAUGGUUGGUCUGAAAAAUCAAACAUCACCAACUGUAUCAAUACUUAUGUUUUGUAUUUGCUGUAAGAAACCAUGACGAAGCAUUUUCAGACCAUUUGCAGCUAAGAAAACUGUCACUCACAAUUUCCUGUAUAUUUUGUAAAGUGGUGCUUCUCUUUUUCUCGUCUGUAAGUUCACAAGAAGUAGAUAAAGACGGUGAGGAAAGGCUCAGAGCCGACGCGGAGCCGGUGUGUGCUUCCUCAUACAGUGAAAGGGUAUUUACAGAGACACCUCAGAUGAUGAGACACUUAUUUGCUGUAGCACCCUGGCAGGGAAUUCCUCAGCUGCUGCUGAAGAGCUUGAACUUAGCUGGGGUUGGGUGUGCAGACGCUCUGUUCAAGACUCAGAAAUGUUGUGCCAAACAUUGGUGGCCCCUGCUGAAAAAAACUAAAGUUUAAUGAGGCGGCUUAUUGAUGAAUGAAAAGUAGCUGAGUGGAUACAGAUGAUGAGGAAAAGACAAAAAAAAGGAGCAUAAAUGUAGUGGUGUGAAAGAGGAGGAGAGCGAGUCAGUCUGGAGAGAUGGGUGCAGCUGGUGAUGGGGUUUAUCUACCAUGCUUUACUGUACUAACAACGUCUGUUAAGGUCACAUCAUGACUAAAGGAGCAGUGCUGCAGCUCCUCCCUCUUCAGGGGGACCAAACCAUCCUUUUAUUAUUAGCUUUUUGUGUUUCAAUUGUGAUUGUGCAAAAGAGUGCAAACAGGAGAAAUCUACAUUAUCAGCAGCUUCAGGAGUUUGGUUUUAUUUUUAAGGGUAUGAUAGAAUGCUUUAUUCCACAUCAUUUAGAUAACAGUGUACAUACAUGAUAACAUGCUACAGCUUUGCCAACUUAACUUCUUUAGUGCAGCCUUUUCAUGUGGGAUAGCAAAGGAUUCGUAAGCGUUACAGGAAGUGAAGGCCCGGAAAACCAGCAAACUCAAAACUGCAUUGAAAAGGGAAAAUGUCACGCUGAAAAAAAAAAAGCAUCUUUCCUCUGUUCUUACUUAGUCUGAAAAUGCAUACUUUGUUCUCUUCUCAGCCCAUGUCGAUGAUAUCCUUUGGAUUGUGCAGGCAAACGUGUUGUCAGUUUAUUCGCAGUGACGUCCUAACAGCUAACUAGCUAGCUAGCUGCCUGUCAGUUAGUGAUUGUGCCUGUCAGUUAGAGAUUGUGGGUUUACUGCAUUGUCUUGUUACUGCAUUGUCGUCUCAGAUAUGUUUCUGUCCAUGCAGUCUUUUACAAAUCACACUUUGAAAAAGGAAGAAAAAGAUCUUUGUCUUGUAUGUAUAUUUUUUAUGAUUGUUAUUUUUAUAAAUGUAUCACUGCAGGUGUUGCGGUGCUUUUGAAUCUGUGAUCGGGCUUCAGAGGACAUGUUCUCAAUAGCUUUUUUGCUAUAUAAUGUUAUGUGUCCAAUGGGUCAAGGUAAAAGAUGUUUUCAUCAAUAAAAUAUCUGAAAAUCA